UGUAUCUCUUGUGGUAUACCACACGUCCUGUUUUUAUCUCAAAGCGUAGUAUAGCAGUUAGUAAUAGUAUAUUGAUGAUCCAUAAUAAAUUAAUAACAACAACAACAACAAUAAUAGUGCAGCGUAGUUAUAUAAUUUACAAUAUUAUAAUAAUAUACGAAUAAGUUAUAUUACAUCACAUCAUCGCGUAGAGUGUAGACGCAAUACUACCAGAUUUUGUAAAAUGACGGACGUGAUUAAUGCAACAGACACAAGUCUGGAGAUGGACGAUGGCGGCAAUAACGAAAAUAGUAGACGUUCUGCCACUCGUCUGUUGACCAGGUCGUUCAGUAAGAUCAGCAACGCCACGUAUGACACCAAGAAGAACAUGGCACAGGGCAUGAUGGACAUCGCGCUGCUCACAGCCAAUGCUAAUCAACUCCGCUAUAUAUUGGAGUUCCGCGGGGAAAAUUCUACAAAUUUCGUUCUACUAUUGGUGUUGAUCGCAUGCAGCCUCAUAUUACAAGUGUUUGUUGGAACUAUUCUCAUAUUCAAAGGUCGCAUGGCUUGCAUCAGUAGUAGCAUGUCUAACGAAGUUACCAAGAUGGAUACCAUCAAAUUAAACAAUUACGUAGUCCUUGGAGUGUUUCUUAUAACUGUCAUCAACAUAUUCAUCGCAGCAUUUACAGUAGCGCCGACUUAA
Aphis gossypii (cotton aphid) is the source of this 682-nucleotide messenger RNA. RefSeq names its product ninjurin-B-like. The transcript is spliced from 2 exons. The record is from RefSeq and is a predicted model, not a curated record. Gene Ontology annotation, biological process: tissue regeneration; cell adhesion. Gene Ontology annotation, cellular component: membrane. Bases 224 to 682 code for a protein of 152 amino acids. NCBI's taxonomy places the organism in Eukaryota, Metazoa, Arthropoda, Insecta, Hemiptera, Aphididae.